Messenger RNA from Chironomus riparius, 813 nucleotides. The record is from the annotation of a GenBank genome assembly. Lineage: Eukaryota; Metazoa; Arthropoda; Insecta; Diptera; Chironomidae.
AUGCAACACGUUUUGAUGAAUUUUCUCACAAUUUUGUUCACAGCACUCAAAUGUGCUUCAGCACUAGUAAUUACUUGCCAUCAUCAGCAUUUUGUGUACACAGUCAAUGAAACUCAAUCGUUUUCCGGUCACAUGUGUCUUGUGAUGAAUAAAAUUGAGACUAAAUCUCGCGGAACUGAAAUAACAAAAGUUGAAAUUGGAAAAACUUCAGAAUUUCUUAAACACAGUUUUUUAAAUGCUUUGAAGAACAUUUCGGAAUUUAAAGGAUUUGAUGUACUUGACAGUUCAUUGCCAUACCUUCCAACUGGAAUUGACAAAUUUUUUCCAAAUUUAGUUGAUUUUGCUGUCAUAAGUUGUGGAUUGAAGGAGAUUAAACAGUCAGACUUGAAAGGAUUUCCUAAUUUACUGCAAUUGUCACUUAAAUAUAAUGCUUUGGAAGUGCUCGAAAAAGAUUUAUUCAAAUUUAAUUCUAAGCUUAAAAGGAUAUAUCUUGAACUUAAUUUAAUUAAAGAAAUUGAUGGAAAUUUAUUUGAUAAUUUGAUGAACUUACGAUAUUUGAGUUUAGAAGGCAAUGAAUGCAUAUCAAGCACUAGCUUUUUCAGAAAGGAUGUCGAGAAGCAAAUCCAAGUGAUUAGAGAAAAAUGCACUAAAACAGAAGCAGUAAUAGAACCAAAAGAUCUUAAUCACAAUAAUGAGAAAAAGCAAGAAAAUGAUUUUUUGAUUUUUGUUGGAUGUGGAGUUGUUUUGGGCACCAUAGGAGUUGCUUUUGUUCUAAAAUUAGUUUUGAUUGUUAAAAUUAAAUUGAGGAAUUAA